Mya arenaria is the source of this 3648-nucleotide messenger RNA. Its product is annotated as kelch-like ECH-associated protein 1. The transcript is spliced from 5 exons. Lineage: Eukaryota; Metazoa; Mollusca; Bivalvia; Myida; Myidae. Bases 204 to 2018 code for a protein of 604 amino acids. Gene Ontology annotation, molecular function: protein binding. The record is from RefSeq and is a predicted model, not a curated record.
AUACAUUGUUAUACAGUGGAUGGUAGUUGAAGGUUUAAUUCAUUGCUGAUGGUCAUUCUUAACACACAUUGAUGGUGAAAGGAUAUCAGUGUCGGAUAAUUUAUUGAUAUAAAAAUAUGCUAUUGGAUAUUUUGGAUGAAAUUGAAAGUGUAUAAAAUCGCAGGAAUACCAUGAACUAUAUUUGACAUUAAGUCUCAGUCAAAAUGAGCAUAAAACAAGAAAAGAUGCAUGUCAACAACGAAUGCGAGUUGUCAGACUUUGAGAAGAAGAUUGCUGACCGGGCGGAAUUUUCCUCGUGCUACAGGCCGCGUCCUGUAACAACCGAGAAGUCAGAUGGCAACAUGCAUUUUAAUAUCAUGAAACAUCCAAAGGAGGCUUUGGAAGUUAUGAAUUCGUUAAGACGAUCAGAAAAAUUGUGUGAUGUAACGUUAUUAGUUGGUGACGAGAAAUUUUUGUGUCACAAAAUCGUGCUAGCAUCAGCCAGUUCUUACUUUCGUGCAAUGUUCACGGGGGGAAUGCGCGAAGAGGAAAUGAGUGUUAUUCCGUUACACGGAAUUCAUCCAUGUACCCUCCAUAUGUUGAUAGAGUUUACCUACACUGCAGAAAUUAGUGUUAGUGAACAGAACGUCUGUUACUUAUUACCAGCGGCAACUAUGUUUCAAAUGAACCAUGUUGUGGAGGCCUGUAGUGUAUUUUUAGAACAACAGUUGGACGCUAGCAACUGCAUUGGAAUAACAGACUUUGCCAGUGAACAUGGGUGCUUGGAUUUAGAAUCGAAGGCUCGAGAGUAUAUUUAUAAACAUUUUUCUGAAGUGAUAAAAUGUGACGAAUUUUUGCAACUUUCCCCGUGUCAAUUAGUAAAUUUGAUUAAACAGGACGAACUUAAUAUUAAAUGUGAAUCUGAGAUUUUCAAUGCUGUGAUUCGGUGGGUAAACCACGACUCUGAAAAGAGACUAUGUAAACUGCAAGGGAUGCUCUCCGCAGUACGAUGCCAUUUCUUAUCACCCCAUUUCCUCGAAAAACAACUUAAACACUGCACAGUGCUGAAAAAGACACCACAGUGCUUAGAAUACCUGUCAAAAAUAUUCCAGGGCUUAAAGCUGCACCAAACUUGCACAGAAAAACCUCGAAAACCAUGUUCCCCGUUAGUUAUUUAUUCUGCUGGUGGAUAUCUCAGACAGUCUUUAAGUACAUUUGAAUGCUUUAAUCCGCAAACAAACCAGUGGCAAAAACUAUCAGACUUACCGACUCCGCGCAGCGGACUUUGCGGUUGUGUAGUCAAAGGUUCAUUUUAUGCCGUCGGUGGCCGUAACAACUCCUCAGAUGGAAAUUUGGACUCAAACUCGUUAGAUAUGUAUGAUCAGUUUAGACAUUGUUGGGUGUCUCGUUGCCCGAUGGUGGUACCGAGAAAUCGUGUCGGGGUUUGUGCAAUGGACAAUAUGAUAUAUGCCGUCGGCGGUUCUCAAGGACAGAUACAACAUAAUUCUGCAGAAAGAUAUGACCCAGACCUAGAUCGGUGGCAGUUGAUCGCGCCCAUGAACUCCAAGCGUAUAGGAGUCGGACUGGCGUGCAUAAAUCGGCUUCUAUUUGCAGUUGGCGGUUUUGACGGCAAGGAGCGCCUGAGGAGUGUAGAACGUUAUGACCCAGAAAAGGAUGAGUGGACCGUUGUUGCUCCAAUGAACAACACUCGUAGUGGAGCAGGGGUUGCCGCCCUAGAGGGUCACAUCUAUGCUGUGGGUGGCUACGAUAGCUCUAGCCAGUUGCAGACCGUGGAACGCUACAACCUACAAGCAGAUGUUUGGGAAUUUGUCGCCCCAAUGAAAUCCCCGCGAAGUGCUCUUAGUGUUGCAGUUAUUGGAGGAAAGUUGUAUGCUUUAGGUGGCUAUGAUGGUGGGGAUUUCUUGUCGACGGUAGAAUGUUACGAUCCCGACAAAGACGAGUGGACGGACGUCAGCUACAUGACAUGUGGUCGCAGCGGGCACGGUGUCGCUGUCGGGGCAGAACCUCUCGGCAGCUGACAUUGUGCUUCAUGAGUUGAAGAGACAACAAGAUCGUUAAAUCCCAGCUCUUGGACAAAUGGACGAAUGUUCUCAAGACCAAGAGCAACCUAUUUCUGAGAUUGUCCAAUGUUUUCUUACGACCAUGAGUGGAAAAUCUUAGUCAACAGUUCUCGGAACUUGGUGCUUACAACCCUAAAUUGAUCUGACAUUUGCAAGGAAUAACAGCGAAAUAUCAAAAGUCAUCUGAUAUGCAAUGGAACAGUUUUAGCACCAUGUUUGCUUUGCGAACGGUAUUGUGUUGAUAAGUUUGCGACAUUGUCACGAAGUCUAAGGUUAUGUUGAAAACAUAUCGUGAAUUGUGUGAAUCACGAGACGAUCAAUUUUAUUGACUUGUGAAUAUUAUAUUUAUAUAUAUAUUCUGUCUGAACAUUCUUAUCGACCUGAUGACAUGUAAACAAGAAGAUCGAUUUAGUAGACUCUUUGAUAUGAAUUGUCCCAACAUGAUAAUCGAUCGAUUUCAUGUAAAUGUGAAGUCCCUUUGUUUUGAAAGGAACGUGCCAGUAUUUUGCUAAGAUAAGUUGUGAAGCAUCAUUGUGAAAAACAUCUGUGUUUUAAUAUUCAUAUGAAUCAUUUAUUUGUGAUGGCCAGUGAAGUACGACCCCAAGAACUGCAUUCAUUGUUUCACCAGUGAUACAGAGUUAAUAAAUGUUGUCUUCACAUUUUUCGUUUUAACAUUUGAAGUAUGACGGAUGCAGUUCAGAAUAAGUUUGUUUGAAGCUAUUGUCUUUUGAAAGUAUUACAUGGUUUAUCCAUUUCAUAAAACCAUAAGUUGAAAUUAAGUUAAAGAUUAAAAAGCCUGCCAUUUCAAAUUGUGGAAAAUCACUUAAAGAAAAUAAAAAUCAGGGACAAAUCAACACACUGAAUUGUAAAAUUUUGUAUAACUUCAAUUACUUAUUUUUAAUAUUUUUUAAAAAGAUUUACUAUCAAAAUUUUACGUUUUGAGUAUAUGAAGAAUAUAGUUAUUAACAUUUCACUGUCCUUAUUAGAAACAGAAAAAUUUAAUACAAUUGAAAACAUUUUUUUAUUUUUUUUUGUAUGUUUUUUAAAAACAAGUUGUUUUUUUAUAAUACAUUUUUAGAAAAAGGACCCUUGAUUAAGGGUUGUGAAUUUUAUUUAUCUCAUAUUUUUUUAUGGCAUCAUUGAAAUUUGUAUUUGAAAUAAUUGUUUAACUUUUAAAUUAAAGAAAAAAUAUCAUUAAUCUUGAUUUAGUGGGGGGUUUUUGGCAUUAUAAAAAAAAAGCUUAAUAUGUACUGGAAAAAUAUCCUUGGAUCUGUCAGUGGGUUGAAAGCUCUGUAGAGCUUUUGGUGUAAUUUUCAUUACUUGGCUUGAAAUAAAUCUUAUCUUAAAACUUGCAACAUAUAUCCAUACCUGGAUGUUGUCUUACUGAGCCAUCAGAAAAGAUGAAUUUCUGUUUUAAUUAUUAUUAUAUGUGAUUGUUGUUGUUGUUACCAAAUGAGAUAUUUUGCAUAAUGUAACAUUUGCAAAUAUUCACCCAUUGUUCUAUUAUUUUGUUAUAAAAUAUUACAUUGUUGUUAAUACAAUAAGCUUUUUAAAAUAUGAUCAUUGUAUCAUAAAAUAAAAGAAUUUC